Messenger RNA from Protomyces lactucae-debilis, 1403 nucleotides. RefSeq lists its product as uncharacterized. The record is from RefSeq and is a predicted model, not a curated record. Lineage: Eukaryota; Fungi; Ascomycota; Taphrinomycetes; Taphrinales; Protomycetaceae. The coding region runs from base 62 to 1252 and encodes 396 amino acids. The transcript has a single exon.
CUCUUUAUCCGCUGACAUUAGAUAUAUCACCGAUUUCGAGAUUGUCAAGCAAUGGAACAUCAUGCACAAGGCCGCCACGGCAAUGCAUCUACCUCUCGCACAACGUCUGGGAGCGCUUGACGAGAUUAUGACUGCCUUCAGCCGCUACAGCUGGUCUGGACCUGGUCGCAAAGAAGUGGCCUCUUCAGACUUGUCCAAGUGGGCAGCGGUACCUGGCUUGCACAACCCCUUCACGACCAACCUCUGCUAUACUGGACAAGAUUUCCAAGACACCCUGCGACGCACAUCGAUUGCGCUUGUAGCUCGCUCAGCAGCCUUGCGCAUCGAGUCAUCCACAAUUGAACGAGGUAACUUUGGAACAACCGAAGAACGCGAGCAGCGACUGACGCGUGCUGAUGAACUGGUACAAAUCGCUCAUUUUUGCCUCAGUGAAGCAGCCAUCCCACCCUUCUCUUGGCUGUUGCUUGGCUUAUUUUGUUCAUGCGAAAUGUACAACCUUAUGUGUGAGUCUGGAGAUCCACGAGUGACGUGGACAAAGUCGUUGCUUGCCACCGUCACCACACGUAUGGGCUUCACACCAUCGAAAAUCAAUGAGUAUAUUCGCAGCGUCAAGUCCAUGGAAGGUUUCGAUCUCGCGCCGAUGAUUGAGCCUCGCGCCAUCAGGCCAACACAUCAAUUACCGCAGCUGCCGGCCAAUAUCCUUCCCGGUCAAAGGACUUCACAGGAUCUCAGUGGCAUGUCAGACACACUGAGUCUACGCCGACCAUCUUUUGCAGGCUCAACCACAUCGUCACUUGCAGGAGGCCCAUUGUCUGUAGACAUGGCUGGCAGUAGUGUUCUUGGUGUUCCAUUACCAACAGUCGCUGUGUCACCUUUGCCAAGCAGAAUUCGACGCGACUCGUCCACUUCCAACAAGUCGUUUCGUUCAGAAACCCAUCCACCGAGUGUCUCAGGCGACGCUGACUUGGUGCCACAGCCAGUGAUGCUACCUGGUCUAUCAGAAAUUGAUCCUGCCUUGGAUGAUGCCAAUUUUGCGAAACCAUUUCAUCACACCCAUAGUGCGAGUCAGGCACAAAGUAAUGCAUAUCAGCCGCAUCCAGCACCUGCAUCACAAGCUGGCAAGACUAGUGGGAAGCAUGCUGAACCUGUGCCGGGCGCGCAGGAUUCCGCGAUGGCUUCUCCAAGCCCGACCUUGAAGCAGGAGUCAAUACCUGAUUGGAUGCAGGUUGUAAGGAACCAAGGCAGGGCGUAAAUCUUUAGGGCUAUUUAGGCUUGCAAUGUCGAAUCGACAGUACGUACUAAACAUAUUGCAUGAAGCAUUCUAGGAGCUGCCAAAGAGUGUGCUGACCCGCAUGAUCUGUAACCACACAACAAUCAAGCCGACCCCUGAACUUUUCGACAGC